AUGGUCACUACUUCUACUUUCCUCAUCAUCAAUCCAAACUCAUCCAAGUCAGUCACUGAUAAUCUCGAAGAGAUCUUGCCAGUUCCUCCAAACACAACUCUCAAGUUUUACACAGGUCCUCCAAAUGCUCCUCCUGAAAUAGAUGGUCCUGAAACUUCAAGACAGUCUACUGAAGCAUGCUUCCCAGAUUUGCAUGAUCACUAUAUGGAUCAUGACGGAUUCUUGGUGUGUUGUUAUUCUGACCAUCCAUUGAUUUACAAACUACGUGAAAUUACGAAAAAACCUGUAUUGGGUAUUUUCCAAGCUAGUGUUACUUAUGCUGUCACUACAUCCCCUUCAAAAUUUGGUAUUUUGACAUCCACAAGCUCUUGGGAACCAAUUUUAGAUCAAGCUGUUAAAGAUUUCUUUGGUGGUGUUGAUGUGCCAUUGUUUACAGGUACUGUUGCUUCCAAUAUUAAUGUUUUGAAGUUGGGAGAUCCAAAAUAUUUCAAGAAAUUGGUUGAAAGAGCAAAGAUCUGUGUUGAUGCAGGCGCAAAGACAAUUUUAUUAGGAUGUGCUGGUUUAAGUGGAUUGGAGAAGAAAUUAGAAGCUGAGUUUGAAGAUGUCAAGUUCAUUGAUAGUGUUAAAUUCGGUUCUGAAUUACUCAAUACACUAGUGAGAUUUGAUAAAAACUGA
Hansenula anomala is the source of this 675-nucleotide messenger RNA. RefSeq names its product Dcg1p (gene DCG1). The coding region runs from base 1 to 675 and encodes 224 amino acids. The transcript has a single exon. NCBI's taxonomy places the organism in Eukaryota, Fungi, Ascomycota, Saccharomycetes, Phaffomycetales, Wickerhamomycetaceae. The record is from RefSeq and is a predicted model, not a curated record.